Messenger RNA from Ipomoea triloba (trilobed morning glory), 2813 nucleotides. RefSeq names its product putative late blight resistance protein homolog R1A-10. Gene Ontology annotation, biological process: defense response to other organism. The transcript is spliced from 2 exons. The record is from RefSeq and is a predicted model, not a curated record. Lineage: Eukaryota; Viridiplantae; Streptophyta; Magnoliopsida; Solanales; Convolvulaceae. The coding region runs from base 31 to 2703 and encodes 890 amino acids. Gene Ontology annotation, molecular function: ADP binding.
AGAGGUGAGCAGUGAGCAAGACAGACAGAUAUGGCUUAUGCUGCCGUGACUUCCAUGUUGAACACCCUGGAUCAGUUCUUGAAUUAUAGUCCGGAUCUAUUCCUAAAAGAGAUCAAGUCACUGCAUAAAAGGAUGUAUUCCUUUCAGGAAUUUCUGGAGUCGAGGGCCAUUAUCCAGAGGCGGCAUGAAAAGCUCAAAAUAGUCCACCAGGAAAUGCAAAUGCAAAUGGAAUCAAUCAUCAGAGAUGCAGCAUACAGAGCAGAAGAUAUCGUUGACUCCAAAGUAAGGGAAUUUCAUCAAGCAACAACUGGAGAAGAGCAGAAUAAAGCUUGUGAAGAUCUUUGCCGGAUGCUAGAACUAGUGAUAAAAGAGAUGGAAUCCACCAAAGAUGAUGAUGAUAUUUCGAAGAAGAUUUCCCAGGAUCAAACCAAUCACAACUCCUCCGUACCGGUUUCUUUGAUCAGUAAUGGACUAUCCAUUCCAGAUCUGGAUGCUACUAAUAUAGUGGGCUUCAAUCAGGAAUGGGAAAGAAUCAUGGAUAGGCUAACUGGCCGGAAGUCUAAUCUUGAUGUCGUCGCCGUUGUUGGCAUGGGUGGAGUUGGUAAAACCACCCUUGCUAGAAGAGCUUAUAAUGAACCUCGGCUCAAGGAUCGUUUUGACUGCAGAGCAUGGACUACAGCAUCUCAACAGCAUAAUGUUAGAGAUGAUGUAUGGAGCACUGAUGCCUGGGAUGGUGUGUUUAGAUCAUUUCCCGAUGAUAAAAAGGGAAGUCGCAUUAUUUUAACUAGUAGAUAUACUGAGAUAGGAGCUUAUGUUAACCCUCAUUGCCAUCCCCACCUGUUGAAUUUGUUUGACAAAGAUGAAAGUUGGAAACUGCUUUGCAAGAAAGUUUUUGGAAAAGGAAGCUGUCCUCAUGAACUGGUGAGUAUAGGGAAGGACAUUGCAGAAAAAUGCCGAGGCUUACCACUAGCAAUUGUUGUAGUCGCAGGGCACCUCUCUAAGAUCAACAAGACAGUACAGGGAUGGAAGAGCGUUGCCAGAAACAUAGGCUCAAUUUUGAGUGAAGACCCGAAGCAGUGCUUGGAUAUACUUGCUUUGAGUUACAAACACUUGCCUCAACAUUUGAAACCUUGCUUUCUCUAUUUGGGAGCCUUUGCAGAAGACUAUGAGAUUCCUUUGAGGCGGCUGAUUAGAUUGUGGAUUGCGGAGGGGUUUCUCAAGGGCUCAAAAGAAAAGAGCUUGGAAGAGGUAGCAGAGGGCUGCUUGGAGGAUCUUAUUCAAAGGAGUUUGGUUAUGGUUGGAAGGAUAAUCAAUGGAAGAAUCAAGACUUGCCGCAUCCAUGAUGUCCUGCGUGAUUUGUGUCUCAAAGAGUCUAGAAAAGACAACUUUCUUCAUGUGCUUGCGGAACAGCACCUAGAAAUUGCUCCUCAAGAUAUAGUUACUCAACGUCGUGUUAGUUCCCACUGUCAAAACAUUUCCAUAAAACCUUCUUCUGAUCAUGUUGUUUCACUUUCCCGUUCCUUUCUUGCCUUCAAGGUUUCAGGUGGUUCCUUCCUUCCCAGUAUGAAUUUCAAGUUGCUUAGAGUGCUAGACAUCAUGUCAUUGCAUCAUAUUAGUUUUCCAGAUGAGAUAGUACACCUCAUCAACCUCAGGUACCUUGCACUAACCCCUUCUGAUACUGAAAUUCCAGCAUCAAUAUCCAAUCUUUGGAGCCUACAAUGUUUGGUUCUUUGUUUCAUUUCUGAUGGGCCAACUUUACCUCCAGAAAUUUGGAAGUUGCAACAGCUUAGGCAUCUUCAUGUUAAUACUUGGGUUUCUUUUCCCCACCCUGCAUCUAAGUCCUCACCUUUACCAAAUUUGCAAACACUUUCUAAACUAAGCCUUUCCAGUUGCACCAAGGAUGUUUUUUCUUCCACUUCAAAUCUAAAAAAACUGGGCAUUUCUGAAAUAGUCGACAGUUUGAGUUCCCCGACACAGAGCCUCUGGCCUGAAACAUUUCAAAGUUCUGCCUCCCAGAGUUUUUAUGAGAUCGAGAGCAUCUGGCCUGAAACAUUUCAAAGUUCAGCAACUGAGAAUUGUUACCAAACUGAGAGUCUCUGGUCUGAGUGUUUCAACAAUUUUGUUCACUUGCGUCAGCUUGAGAGACUGAAACUGGUCUGCUCAAGCCAAUUAUUCACUGGAGAGCCACCAUUGGUACACCAUCUAGAUGCUUUUCCAACAACUCUCAAGAAGUUAAGUUUGAGCUUCAGCCGUCUUCCAUGGGAAUAUUUUAAGCUUCUUGGUGAACUACCCAAUCUUGAGGUGCUAAAACUCACCAGCUAUGCCUUUACCGGACCAAAGUGGGAACUUGUUGAUGGUCAUGAAUUCAGGCAACUCAGGUUCCUACUACUAGGGCUUACAGAUUUAGUGCACUGGGAAACCAAUAGUUAUCUCUUUCCAAAACUGGAACACCUUGCUUUGAAGCAAUGCUAUGCGCUGAGUAGCAUACCUGAUGCCAUUGGGGAAAUUCUAACUCUGAAAAGGUUGGAGCUACAUGAAUGUUGCCCUGAGGCAGUAAGUUGUGCAAUUGAAAUUCGACAAGAUCAGAUGAAUAUAAUAGGGAAGGAUGAUCUUGAUGUUAUCAUUGUUGAUAGAGAAUAUCAGAUAGCAUUACUGCAAAGUACAGAAAAUUAUGCCACUGCUGUGCAGAAUUAUGUAAAAUGAUUCUCUGUACGUGUGGUGCAUAAGCAUUUGCUUUGUUAUCUUAUGUUGUCAUUUUGUAUUGUGUAGGAUGCGUAAGCAUUUGUUUUUUAUCUUAUGUUGUCAUUAACUCA